Molecule: messenger RNA, 264 nt
Organism: Ambispora gerdemannii
Lineage: Eukaryota; Fungi; Glomeromycota; Glomeromycetes; Archaeosporales; Ambisporaceae
Source: the annotation of a GenBank genome assembly
AUGGGAUUGAAACCAUGUGUAAAAACUGUAAUUUCCCAACAGUCACUUAUUGCUACAUCACCAUCACCAUCUACACCAUUCACUAUCCUUUUGUUGAUAUCUGAUGAUUUAGAACAAUUUUUCGCUUCUUCUUCAUACUCACAAAUUGAUACUAUUAUCUCAAUAUCUUCCAAUUCAUCUCAAUAUUUUAAUUCAAAUGAAACUAACACGCACGUCGAUGACGCUGAACAACAACAAUGCGCAUCUUCAAACCAAAAUUUAUGA